Molecule: messenger RNA, 1438 nt
Organism: Schistosoma bovis
Lineage: Eukaryota; Metazoa; Platyhelminthes; Trematoda; Strigeidida; Schistosomatidae
Source: the annotation of a GenBank genome assembly
CGAGACAGCAUACUCACGGUAGAAUAUUUAUAAUCAAAAUUCUGAUUGGUGAAGUUAUCAAAUGAAAUUGAUCAGUCGCUCACACAUCUCAAUGACAUAACAGUAUAAAUUAUAGAGAAAAUUCUUAAUUAUAUAUAUUCAUAAAAUGGGAACAUUUCUAGGACAUAUUUAUCCAGGACUUCUCGUAGUAAUCAUCGGAUUACGUAAUCUAUGGAUAAACUUGAGAUCAUUUUAUACUGAAGAGUGUAAUCAUAACGGGAAGAAUGAUUGUCGAAAUCCCUAUGAUUUCAAGAGUAAUCUAAAAGAAUCCAUAUUCUAUAUUAUAACUGGGAUUAUAUGUUCUGGGAAUGAAAUAAUAACUGUUUUAAUGUACGAUGGAUAUUAUUUUGGAGGGCAUAGUUAUCAACAUAUGACAAUAUUUAUUGUGAUAUUACUUUAUGGUGUGAUUCGAAUUAUUCUGUCCUACAAAUUACCUCAUUUAUUUAAGCAGAUUUGUGAUUUAUUUUACCUUAUGAUGGGAUGUGCUGUAUACUUUUCACUGAUGUUUCAUUUACACAAACGACCUCCAUUCGAUACACAUGUGCAUAUUAUUUUGGUUCAUACAAUAUUAUUUACAAUUAUAUCACAUAUUGCACAGAUUAUUUCCAAUUCUAAUCCAAUCUUCAGUUUGAUGCAUAAUUUUUGUUUCAUAUUAAUUGGUUCGUGGCUUUGUCAUAUUGGAUUAUACCUUUUUUCACCAUGGAGUUGGUUAAUUAUUCGGGAUCAGAAUGACGUAAUAUCCAUUAUACACGCGAAUAACACCUUCUCAUAUCAUAUGAUAAUGAUCUGUUUGACUAUAAUCCUGAUGAUGUUUAUUUUAAAUAGAAAAAGUCGGCAUACAAUACAACAAUCUCGUUUUUCUGAACACAAUCUACAAAGACCCCCUGUGAAACAAUGUUAUUCAUGAACAGUUAACGAGUAUCGAUCUAUGAGCUGAAAUUGCAGAUAACGUUUUUAAAUAAAUAUGGUUGUGAAUUUCUGUAGCUCUUUUGUCACCUUACAAUCUUAUUGAUAGAUAAACUUAUCAAAGUAACUUCAAAAUGAUCUUUCAAGGAUUUAUUGUUUUGCAGAUAAAUAUAUACAUCAAAAGUUGAUAAUUCUUUUUAAAAAAAAAAUAAAAACAAUGGUUUUGUGUGACCAUUGUUCUUUCCCCCCCCUUAUGCUAGAUUUUCAACAGUUGUUUAAUGAAAUGAAGAAUAAUGAUAACUUCUUUGCUUGUCGGCAGUUCACGAAAACUUCACAAGAUUCUCUUGCAUUAGAAUGUAUUAUUUGAAAUGGAACUCAUAACUUUAUUAAUUCUGUCAAGCAAAACAAUGUUGUUGUGUAACAUGAUCGGUUAGAACUCUUAAUUUACAUACUGGUUUAACUAAUUAAAAACUGCAUAUGACUAGUCGUUCCC